GCAAACGUUGGCACAUUUGUUAAGAGUUUAGAGAGAGAGAGAGAGAGAGAGAUAGCGAAAUCAAGGUGAAUCGAAAAUGUUGGCUAGGGUUUGUAGUAGAUCGGAAUCUUCUUUUGCUAGUGCAGCUGCUGUUUCUGCGAGAUUGUUGUUCAGUACGAGCUUGGUUCAUCAUCGUCGCGGCGCCAAGAAAAGUAGUUAGGUUGAGAAGACUAUGCCUUCUUUGAGCGGAGGAACAUUUGGAGGAGAGAGUUUGAAAUUGAGGAGUGGGUCUCAUUAUAUCAAAAACUUAGACGAUGCCGUUGGUUUGUUCGAUUACAUGGUUCGAUCUGGCCCCUUGUAUUCGGCAAUUGAUUUCUGUAAAUUAAUUGGUGUGGUCGUGAGGAUGGAACGGCCCGAUGUUGUGAUUUCUCUCUAUCAGAAGCUGGAAUUGCGCCGGGUUCCGUUUGAUAUAUACAGCUUUUCUAUCCUGAUGAAAUGUUACUGCAGGUGUCACAAGUUGUCAUUUGCCUUGUCUACGUUUGGAAAGAUCACUAAACUUGGUUUCCAGCUUGAUGUUGUUACGUUUACCACGCUGCUUCACGGGUUAUGUCUUCAAGAUAGGAUCUCUGAAGCCGUAGUUUUGUUUGAUCAUAUGGUUGAAACUGGAUUCACACCCGAUGUCGUGACCUUCAACACACUCAUGAACGGUCUUUGUAUGGAGGGUCGAGUUUUCGAAGCAGUAGCUCUUGUUGAUCGAAUGGUAGAAAGUGGUCAUCAACCCAACGAGAUUACUUACGGAACAAUUGUAAACGGAUUGUGUAAGAUGGGUGACACUGUGUCCGCCUUGAAUCUGCUUAGGAAAAUGGAGCAAACCCACAUCAAACCCGGUGUUGUAAUCUAUAAUGCCAUCAUUGAUCGUCUUCGCAAAGACGGGCACCACAGCCAUGUUCAACAUCUUUUCACUGAAAUGCUUGAGAAAGGAAUUAUGCCAGAUGUUCUCACCUACAACUGUAUGAUCGACGGUUGUUGUAGCCAUGGUAAAUGGAGUGAUGCCGAGCAAUUGCUGCGUGAUAUGAUCGAAAGGAAUGUCCACCCUAAUGUUGUAACUUUCAAUGUAUUGAUCAAUGCAUUUGCCAAAAAAGGAAAGGUCGCUGAGGCUGAAGAAUUAUACAGUGAGAUGCUUCAAAGGGAUAUAUUUCCCAAUACAAUCACAUAUAAUUCAUUGAUUGAUGGAUUUUGCAAGCAUAGUCGUCUAGAUGAUGCAAAGCGCAUGUUUAAUUUGAUGGUUAGCAAGGGCUGCUCUCCGGAUAUAAUCACCGUAAAUACUCUCAUAGAUGGAUGCUCUAGGGCUAAGAAGUUAGAUGCUGGAAUGAAACUUCUCCAUGAGAUGUCUAAAAGAGGCUUAGUUCCUGAUACAGUUUCAUACAGCACUCUUAUUCACGGUUUCUGUCAAGUUGGGGAUCUUAAUGCUGCUCAAGACCUUUUCCAGGAGAUGAUUUCUCAUGGUGUGUCCCCUGAUAUCGUAACUUGUGGCACUUUGCUGAAUGGUUUCUUCAAUGAUAGGAAAAUAGAUAAGGCAUUGGAGGCAUUGGAAAUGUUUGAGGUUAUGCAGAAGAGUAAGAUGGAUCUUGAUACUGCUACUUAUAGCAUCAUCAUCGAUGGAAUGUGCAAAAGUAAUAAGGUGGACGAAGCAUGGGAUUUGUUCAAUAGUCUCCCCCUCAAUGGCGUGGAGCCUGAUGUUCAAACGUAUACAAUAAUGAUCAGCUCAUUUGUGAAAGAAGGAAACUUUUUAAGGGCUGAAGAAUUAUAUGCUGAGAUGUUCCGAAAAGGUGUAGUCCUUGAUACUUUCACCUAUAACUCAAUGGUUGAUGGGUUCUGCAAGCAGAACCGCCUAGAUGAAGCCAGACAUAUGUUUGAUUCCAUGGCUAGCAAGGGCUGCUCACCGAACUUAGUGACUUUUAGUACACUCAUUAAUGGCUACUGUAAGGCAAGAAGGGUUGAUGACGGAUUGGAGCUUUUUUGCGAGAUAUCUCGAAGAGGAAUAGUUGCUAACACAAUUACUUACAGCACUUUGAUUCAUGGGUUUUGUCUAGUGGGUGAUCUUAAUGGCGCCCUUGACAUUUUCCAGGAGAUGGUUUCUAGUGGUGUAUGUCCUGAUACAAUUACUUUCCACAGUAUGCUGACAGGUUUAUGUAGUAAGGAGGAACUACAAAAGGCAAAGGCAAUAUUGGAGGAUCUGCAAAAGAGUACGCAUGGAUCAUCAAUUGGAGGAUAAAUGUAAGAAUGGAUGAUUCAGUGCCAUUUCGCUUUUAUAAUUCACUUUCUACACACCUACUGCAAUGAAAAUUAAUGUUUGUGGUUCUGCUUUUUGGUUAACUCGAUUGUUCAUUCCAGAUAUUUAUGUGUUCAUGCUCAUCAACGUUUAUAUAUUUCUGAGCGCUGUUGCAAGAUAUAUAAACUCAAAUCUUUGAUCUAGUUGACAUUUGGUUUUACA
Camelina sativa (false flax) is the source of this 2473-nucleotide messenger RNA. RefSeq lists its product as uncharacterized. The record is from RefSeq and is a predicted model, not a curated record. NCBI's taxonomy places the organism in Eukaryota, Viridiplantae, Streptophyta, Magnoliopsida, Brassicales, Brassicaceae. Gene Ontology annotation, molecular function: mRNA binding; protein binding.